AUGACCGCAACACCAACAACUGACGAAACAGAACUUACACUGAUCCGGAUAACUGGCGAGGAUAAGCCUGGAGUGACUGCAACACUUACACAAGUCUUGGCAGACCAUGACGCUUUCAUAAUGGACAUUGGUCAGGCAGACAUCCAUAAGACUCUGUGCCUUGGUAUAUUGUUCAAAGCACUGCCAUCAAGCCACGCGGAGAUCAUGAAGGAACUUUUGCUGAAAGCAUAUCAACUUGGAGUCAAUUUGAAAUUCUCACCAGUGACCAAAGAGGACUACACCAAUUGGGUUGCUCAACAAGGAAAAAACAGAUAUAUCGUCACGCUUAUUGGGAGAGAACUGACUGCAAAACAAUUCACUGAAGUGACCAAAGUCAUAGCGUCACAAAAACUGAAUAUCGAUAUGAUUCAGAGACUGAGCGGCCGAAUCCCAUUAGAAGAGAGCGAAAGAUCAAGCAGAUCGUGCGUCGAGUUUUCGGUGAGAGGAACACCAUCCGACUUAUCAGCGAUCCAGAGCAAAUUCAUCGAACUGGCAGCAACACUUGGUAUUGAUAUUUCGUUCCAGUUUGACGACAUGUAUCGGAGAUCGAGGAGAUUAAUCUGUUUUGAUAUGGAUUCCACCCUCAUUGAAACUGAAGUGAUCGACGAAUUAGCCGAUCGAGCUGGUGUUGGGAAGCAAGUGAGAGAAAUAACAGAAUCUGCUAUGAGAGGGGAGAUCGACUUCUGCGAAAGUUUCACGAAAAGGGUAGCGUUACUUGAGGGGUUGGAUGUUUCAGUUAUGCAGGAAAUUGCAGAGAAACUCCCUGUGUCUGAAGGUCUCGAACGUCUCAUGAAAAUAUUGAAAUUGGUUGGAUUUAAAGUUGCGAUCUUGUCUGGCGGGUUUACUUACUUUGGGAACUACUUGAAGGACAAAUAUGGGAUGGACUAUGUUUUUGCUAACGAGCUCGAAAUCAAAGCCGGUAAAUUAACGGGCAAAUACGUUGGAGACAUUGUCGAUGGGAGGAAGAAGGCGGAGUUACUUAAGUUGUUGGCACAAAUUGAGCACGUCAACAUCGCGCAGACCAUUGCUGUUGGUGAUGGUGCGAACGACUUGCCGAUGCUUGGGGUAGCUGGUCUUGGUAUCGCGUACCACGCGAAGCCCAAAGUGAAAAAGAAUGCGAAACAAGCCCUUUCGAAUGUUGGGAUAGACGGGAUCUUGUACUUUUUGGGGUUCAAAGAUUCUUACGUAGAUGUAGAGUUGUAA
Entamoeba invadens IP1 is the source of this 1242-nucleotide messenger RNA. Its product is annotated as phosphoserine phosphatase, putative. Gene Ontology annotation, biological process: L-serine biosynthetic process; dephosphorylation. The transcript has a single exon. The record is from RefSeq and is a predicted model, not a curated record. Gene Ontology annotation, molecular function: L-phosphoserine phosphatase activity; magnesium ion binding. Bases 1 to 1242 code for a protein of 413 amino acids. Lineage: Eukaryota; Evosea; Mastigamoebida; Endamoebidae. Gene Ontology annotation, cellular component: cytoplasm.